CUUUCGUCCCUUACUUUUUGACCUUUUUUUGAUGAAUCCGUCCGGUGGCGGUGCCGGUGGCGCGUCCGCUUCUGGUGGCCAUCCUCACCUGUCCACAGCCUCACUGAGUGCCUUUGGUGGCGGCGGUGGCCCCGUGGUCGGCGGCACAAUGCAUCCCAAUCCAACCGGCAGCCUUCAGAACUUUGCCUCGCAGGCGAACACAGCGGGCAGCGCAUCGCCAGGAAGCAUCUCGUCCGGCAACGCGGGCCACAACGCAUCGUCGUCGUCCAUCUCGACCAUGGCCAGCGCGGCGACGACGGCGCAGAUCACGGGCGGCACGGCGUCUGCUGGCGCUUCCAUUGCAAGCGGCCUCGGCCAGUAUCCAGGGUCGCAGGGGCUCGGCAGCGCGUCGUCGCACGCGUCGUCGUUCUCCACAGCCAGCAGUGGCAACAGUCUGGCUGCCGCGGGGCAGGGAAGCUCACCCGCACCAGCAGCAGGACUGACGCUGGGCGCUUCCGGUCCGAUCUCGGCCGCCACAACCAGCACGCUCCUCCACCCGACUGUUCCCAUGUCCAGCUUCGACUUGAUGCGCCGUCUCGCGAUGGCCGAUCCCAAGCGCGCGGCGGUGAUUGCAGCCACUCCAGUCUCCCCGCUCCGGCCUGGCGCUAAUGCCGAGCAGCACUUGUACGCCCAAGCUAACGCCUCGCUGCCAAUGACGAUGGUGUGCACCGUCAACGGUCCCAUCAACUCGUUUAGCACAAGUCCGGACGGAACCAUGGUCGCCGUGGCUGGUCGCGACGUGCUGAAAGUCCUCAGCAUGUCGAGCGACCGGUGUGAAGAAGUGUACAACAUGCGCUCCGGCACGCGCGUCACACUCAAUUACAGCAGCAUUGACGUGUGCUGGCAUCCUCUCGAAAGCUACAAGAACAUAAUGGCAACGGCCGCUACCAAUGGAGCCGUUGUGCUUUGGGACAUUACGCACGCAGUCAGCCGAUCGAGCCGCGUCCUCACCGAGCACACACGCACUGUCAACCGCGUCACGUUCCACCCUUCCGACCCACAUCUCCUCUUGAGCGGCUCGCAAGACGGCUCUGUGAAAGUCUGGGACACGCGAAAUACCACAAAAUCCGCCAUCACGUUCGACGGGCGCUCGGAAAGCAUCCGCGACAUUCAGUUCAAUCCAUUCGACCACAACCUGUUUGCGACUGCGUCAGAAACGGGUCUUGUGCAGCUAUGGGACAUGCGAAAGCACGAAUCUUGCGAGCGGCGCAUUUCCAGCCACCACGGCCCGGCCUUUACAGUCGACUGGCAUCCGGAAGAUCGUUACGUCCUUGCUACUGGUGGCCGCGACAAGACCAUCAAAGUUUGGGAGUUGUCGGGCAAGCCGCACACUUUUGCCAACAUCCAGACCAUUGCUGCCGUUACACGCGUCGCCUGGCGUCCUGGUUUCCGAUGGCAACUUGCUAGCGCGGCCCUGUUGACGGAAAAUAGCAUCCACUUGUGGGAUUUGCACCGUCCGUCUUUGCCUGUCGCAUCCUUCCAAGAGCACCGCGAUGCCGUCACCAGGAUUGCGUGGCGCAACUCGUCCUCCUUUUUGUCGUCAGCCAAAGACUCGACCCUCAUCGUGCACAGUUUCCGCGACGCCGUCUAUCCGGCAGACUCUGUCAACCCGGUGAGCUUGUCGUGGAGUCCGCGGGGCGAUCUUGGGUUUGUUUCCGUCCGUGAGCGCGACGUCCUCCAAGCCGGCGCGCCGCUGCCAAUCAUUGCCUCAAUGGGACCUCAUCACGUCCUAACCGGCAGUCAGAUUGCAGCGCGAGACACGCCCCACCCCAGUGGCGCCAACCCCCCUUUCGUGUCCCAGCUGUUCAACUCUGCCGGUGGCGAGUACAGUCCGUUCAUCUGUCGACCAAAGCAGAAUCGCCGCGGCCGUGCUGUUGUCCAAGAUCCCGCCGUGCGGAUUGCUUCCGGUGGUCUUGCCACCCCUUCAUCCAAUCAUGUCGCCACUGCCGAUUCGUUGGCCACAUCCUUGUCCCGGACAGAGCGCGCAAUGACAGCAAUGUCAGUCUCGUCCGGUACGACGCCCGGCGCUGCGUCUGCUGAAUUCAAGUUCCCUGAUUACGUGGCGGCCAUUUCGAAUGGAGAGACCGCACCCAAUAGCGCUCUUGAUUCAGCCCGCCGUUCCGGGACUGUUUCGCCGUUUUCGCCUGCCUCAGUCUUGAGCUCUGGCGUGAUGUCGCCGCGAGAUGGCCUCCGCGCCGCAGUUGGUGCCAAGGCUGCUGACGUGGGGCCGCCGGCAUUAAGUGUCAGCUCUUUACUGCUUGGGUUUGAUGAGCGCGUCUUCCAGUACUUGGCCAACCAUUACAAGUUGCACGGCGAGCCAGUGGGCAAACUGUGCGAGCACAACGCCGGCGUGGCGAAUGCGUGCCAUCAAGUUCAAGUCGCGCAGUCCUGGCAAAUUCUCAAGCUGUUUUUCGCAACGGAGGUCCCUGUUGCACCCGCGAUCGCCUCGGAAGACCUGCACGCACAUCCAAACGAUUCAUCCUUCCUACGACCAGCCUCAGCGGUCGACAAUGAUGAUCCUCAUCGCAACUUUAACAUGAUAGACCAAGAACCAGUUGGCUUUUCCCUUCCAAUUGUAUCCGAUCAGCAAAUGGUGCACGAACUAAUGGCCGACAGUAGCAAUAACUGGGUUUUGCAAAAUGAGGUGAUUGAGCGCCUUACACCCAUUUCUAGUCGACCGUCAAGUCCGACCUCAAAGCAUUCGCUUUCCCGGCCAAUGUCGCCCACCCUUGGGAUGAAUGGCCAGAGUUCCAGCGCCGCAAAGUCACGCGAAGGGAUUACGCCAGAUCCUGCGAGCACCAGUGCGCUCGGGACAUACUCUGGUGUACCAAACGGCGCUAAGAGCACCACCCUCCUCGGAGGCUGGAACCACCAACCCAUGGUGGUUGCACUUCUGCACUACUAUGCCGAGCGUGGAGACGUUCAAACUGCCGUCACCAUGCUCACAGUCCUGAAUACCGUGCUAGCGGAAGAUGCCGUCCCCAGCAACACUCAGGAGCAGUGGUACAUUGCUUACAUUGACUUGCUGCAUCGCUUCGAGCUAUACUCGAUUGCAGCUGAUGUGAUGAGGAGCAGCACCAACACAACUGUGCAAGGCUUGAAUCAGGACACCACGACUGUUCAUACUAGCUGCAGCAACUGCAAAAAGCCAUUGUUCAAGUCUGGUUGGGUGUGCGACCGAUGCCUGAAGCUCACCAACAGCUGCUCAGUGUGCCAUCAAACGGUCAAAGGGCUCUACGUCUGGUGCCAAGGUUGCGGCCACGGCGGUCAUAUUACGCACAUGCAGGAUUGGUUUUCCAAGCACACACUCUGUCCUGCCGGGUGCUUGCACCACUGCGAGUUUAUUUGAUUUGUUUGUUCUGAAUGCAACUCUCCAGAUUGUCAAAAGUGGAUUCAUGGAACGA
Capsaspora owczarzaki ATCC 30864 is the source of this 3443-nucleotide messenger RNA. RefSeq names its product WD repeat domain-containing protein. Gene Ontology annotation, biological process: positive regulation of TOR signaling. Bases 32 to 3388 code for a protein of 1118 amino acids. The record is from RefSeq and is a predicted model, not a curated record. The transcript has 10 exons. Lineage: Eukaryota; Filasterea; Ministeriida; Capsasporidae. Gene Ontology annotation, molecular function: protein binding.